AUGCAGGUGCAAGGGGUCGGAGAUGCAGGCGUGAGACACUGCAACAAACAAGGACAGGGUGAGAACAAAUUUUGUGUGUUGUAUCCACUUGCAAGAAAAAGAGCUGAAGAGGUUAUAGCGAAUCUUCUAGAUGUGUUUCUGACUUUUGGAGCACCUGCUAUUUUGCAGUCCGACAAUGGACGGGAGUUUGCUAAUGCCAUCAUCACUGAACUUGCAGAGCCCUGGCCAGAACUGAAGCUAGUGACUGGACGUCCAUGUCAUCCUCAAAGUCAGGGCACUGUUGGACGUCUAAAUGGAGUCAUCCAGGACAAACUGACCAUUUGGAUGAAGGAAAACAACAGCAGGAAGUGGUCACUAGCCCUCAAGUUUGUUCAGUGGCAAGUUAACAUUAGCCGUCACGAAACAACUGGUCACAUCCCAUUCAAAGUUACAUUUGAACAAGAUCCACAGUUUGGGUUAAGAUCAUCUAUCCUACCAAGUACAGCUCUUUGUGAGAUAUUUAUUGAGGAAGACCUUGAGGCAUUUCUGGAAUCAAAAGAAGCUGCUGGGGCAGAGACAGAAGCAGAGCCAGAGGGCAGAGGUAGAAGCAGAGCCAGAGGGCAGUGGCAGAAGCAGAGCCAGAGGGCAGAGGUAGAAGCAGAGCCAGAGGGUAGAGGCAGAAGCAGAGGAACAGGCACAGACAGAAGCAGUAGUUCCAACUUUCCAAAUGAUCCAUGCUUUGGCUGA
Messenger RNA from Macrobrachium nipponense, 726 nucleotides. Its product is annotated as KRAB-A domain-containing protein 2-like. The record is from RefSeq and is a predicted model, not a curated record. Gene Ontology annotation, biological process: DNA integration. Gene Ontology annotation, molecular function: nucleic acid binding. The transcript has 2 exons. The coding region runs from base 1 to 726 and encodes 241 amino acids. NCBI's taxonomy places the organism in Eukaryota, Metazoa, Arthropoda, Malacostraca, Decapoda, Palaemonidae.